Messenger RNA from Brachypodium distachyon (stiff brome), 3481 nucleotides. RefSeq lists its product as uncharacterized. The transcript has 4 exons. The record is from RefSeq and is a predicted model, not a curated record. The coding region runs from base 937 to 3237 and encodes 766 amino acids. Gene Ontology annotation, biological process: RNA processing; mRNA 5'-splice site recognition. NCBI's taxonomy places the organism in Eukaryota, Viridiplantae, Streptophyta, Magnoliopsida, Poales, Poaceae. Gene Ontology annotation, molecular function: RNA binding.
UUUGAACCUCCUUAUACAUUGUCGUUAUUGUAUACGUGACGCUACUCUCUGUAACCAUCAACUGCGCACCAUUUUCCAAUUUUUUUUUUAUGUAAUUGGACGCUGUUAGCUCUGCUGUGUCUAAGAGUGGCUUGAGAUCACACGCCUAGAACUCUCCCACUUUGUAUAAGCUGAACAUAUAUGGGUUUCCGAAGGUUUGCAUUUACUACCGGUUUAGGAUGUGAUAGAGAGUUGGUCUGUAUGAUUGUAUGAGUUCAAGUUAGAGUGGCUUAAAAUCUAGUUGGAGUAUAAGUUUUAAGCUAUGAUGUUGAGAUCCAUGUGCAGAAAUGUCUGGAAUGCUAAGAACUUAAGAUAGCUUGGUGAUUUCUUGCUAUUUUGGUUGUACCAAACGAAAGUUUAGUUUGUAUUUGCUGGGUUCUUAUAGUAGAUGUGUUUUCUACCACAUAAAUUAGCAACGGCAGUUGAAAGUUGCAUUUCUACCUAAUGGGAGUAAUAACCCUACCAAAUGUGGCAAAGGUAGUGGUGCUAGUUGAGAUAUACUUUUCCACCAUGUUCUUUUUCAAGUUUGCAGGAGAGGCACUUGAUUUUAUUUGACGAGCACCUUUACUUUAAUCCGUUCAAGUAAGGGGCAUUCUUCUAUUUCUCCCGUGUUGUAUCUUUAAAUCUGCACUUUUCUUCUCCACUCAAUGUAGGUCUGUUUUGUUGAUUGUUGUAUACUCAAGAGGGUGUCUUUUGUGUAUGCAGGAAAUGAGACAGAUACUGGGCAUGGUGAUUAUAAUGCUGUCCAUUUCUCAUAUGGCGGUCCUGCUGGUUCAGAUGAUCCAAAUAACUUGACCUCAUAUUAUCGACCAUCUUUUCCUGUGCCAGAAAGCUUGUUGAAUAAGCUGUUGAUCCAGCAAUAAUUGUCAAAGGUGCAUAUGUUCUUCUAAGGAUUAAAUGUCUGUUUCAGAUGGUUGGAGCAGAGAUGAAGUUCCUACUAGUGAUGCACAUUGUUUCCUUACGAUCUAUCUUGACGUAAGGAAUAGGCAGCCUCCCUCUGAGAAGGUGCAUCAGAUAAUUGCAAGAACUGCUUUAUUUGUCAGCAAGAAUGGGGGUCAAUCAGAGAUUGUGUUAAGGGUGAAGCAGGGAAGCAAUCCAACAUUUGGAUUCUUGAUGCCUGACCAUCAUCUCCACAGCUACUUUCGGUACAUUGUUGAUCAUCCUCAGCUGUUGAAAGAUGGCUCAGAUGCUGGCACCAGUAAAGGCAACAAAACGGUUACCAAUGAGGCUGAGCAUGCCGUCCCAUCAAGUGGAGCUUUAUCAUUGCUUGGUGCCGUCUACGAGUCUGGAGAUGAGGAUGAAGGUGUGAUUCCAGCUAGCUCAAAAGGCAUGGAUCCAGGUAAUGACGUUGUUUUGCACGAGCAAAGCCAAGGCUCUGCAUUCAACAAUGAAGAAGUGAGAAAAGGUCAGGCAGUAACAGAAGAAGCUGCCACUGCAGUUAAGGAUAAACCUAUUUUUACCAAGAAGAACCCAACAAUUACUGGAAACAGCAUUGUUGCUGCUCAACGGGGAAACGUUAAAGAAGCCAUUAAGACGUUAGCCACUCCUGCCAAGUCCGAGAACUCUAAAUCAGGUGUGUCUGACACAAAAGAAGUGAUCCUGGAACCACCAUCCGUUUUGAGGCGCACAAUGGAGAAAAUAGUCGAGUUUAUUCUCAGGAACGGGAAGGAGUUUGAAGAAAAACUAAUUGAGCAAGACAGGACAACUGGGAGGUUUCCAUUUCUUCUAUCGUCUAAUCCAUAUCAUUCGUACUAUCUCAAGACUCUCCAGGAAACUCAAGAGUCCAACAACUGUGGUGGUUCUUUGGAGCGGAAAGACAGAAGAUCAUCUUUGGAGCGGAAAGACAGAAGAUCUUCUUUGGAGCGCAAAGACAGAAUAUCUUCUUUGGAGCGCAAAGACAGAAGAUCUUCUUUGGAGCUCAAAGACAGAAGUUCUUCAGACCGCAGAGACUGUGGUCAUGGGAGGGAAAUAAGUAAGGGAAAACGAUGGGAAAGUGCUAGCAGGUACUUAAGUUCUUCUGAUAGAAGCUCUGCGGAACCAUCGGAGAAGCAGCUUUGUGACAAACAGGGGAAUGCGAAGUUUCAAAUGCUCAUUGGUGAGGUCAAGAAGGAACCUCCUCGGAAGGUCACUGCAGAUGAAGCUGCUGCUAUUGUUAUGGCGGCUACCCGUGGACUGGCCCCUUCCAAUCCUCAACCUAGCACAGUAAAAUUCAUGGCUGACAAUUGGCACACCAGUAUACAGGACCCAUGUGCAGUGUCCAAAUCUGCUUCGAGUAGUGAGGCAGGCAUUUCUGUCCGUAGUGGUCAGCUAAACAAGGAAGGUAUUGGAAUUAUUGAUGAUGAUUGGAUUGCAAAGACAAUCGCAAAAGCUGUUGCUGUUGCCGCCUCUAAAGAGGCGGAUUCUUCUGAAGCUUCCAUGACCAAUGAGCAGAAGCUGAAGGCUGAGAGGCUUCGGCGUGCAAAGAUGUUUACUGCAAUUAUCAAGACUGGAGGCAACAACACCGAUUUGGUGGCAACAAGUGAUCCAACAAAUGAAUCUGCAAAGGCCUCUCCUACUGAUUUGGACCUUCCUAGACCUGAUUCACAACCUUUGGCUAAGGAACGUGAAGGUGGCUCUGUGCCUUUCGAGCGUGAAGGUUCAAAUCUGACAAUGCAGGAGAUAGACUCUGAUGAUGAGCAGAGCAGGGCGCGCAAGUAUAGGAAACAUCACCCAGAAUCCGAUGAGAAGGAUGAUUUGGAUGAGGAAAGAAACAAACAUACAAGGAAGAGACAUCGUUCAGAGCAUUCAAGAAGAUAUAGCAAGGAUGUGCACAAACAUAAGUACAGGCAGCACUCCAGGGAUAGGGAGGACAAGUAUCAUAGGCAGAGUCAUAGCUCUUCAGAAGAUGAGCGAGAGCGUAGCAGUUCCAAGUCAAGGCGUCAGCAUAGGGAUGAUCACAAGUACGCUGAAGAUGAUGAGUACAGGAGUUCGCAUAGGCACAGGAGGAACCAUCGCUCCAGUUCCAAAAGGAAACACAAGGAUAGCCAAGACCACAUUGAGGAAACUCAGGGCGGUGUUGAAGCCUCCCAGAACACAUCGGAUCACAAGUAUGGAUCAGAGAAGCCCCCUAGUGACAGUGCUCAAUCAUCUCAGGCAGCAACUGAGGUUCCAAAUGAGCUGAAGGCAAAGAUUAGAGCAAUGUUACUCGAGACGCUUUAAUGUGCGUUCCAAUGUAGUAACACUGUAUCUAUUGCUGUCCAGUUCUUUAUUUCGUUCAAACAUAUCUUUUGUUGAAAUAUCCCCCCAUCGUGUUGUCUGUUUGUGAUAGCUAUAUUCAAACUGGUGGCAACUGAUAGAUCUUAGGUGAAGUGGUUGGCGUCUACAAUUUUGACGCUCUACAUGCGAACUUCGGUCACUGCGUGUUAAUGUGAUAUUUGAGGGAUUAUUCGGAUUGCAGGAGUUA